AUGAAAAAUUACCAACAAGUCAAAUUUAUUAUUCUUAUUAUUAGUGUAUUAUUUUCUUUUGCCAAUGCAAGAAUAAUACACCUUUCGGCCUAUGAGAAACUGAAAUUUCAAUGUUCGUCAACGUCAGUGAAGAUAUUUUUUUCGACUCGACGCUCUUAUUCAACCUCACUUAUUGUGAAUUCUCCUGAUCAAAAUUGUGUAAAAAGCUCUGGAAUCAGUGAACAAAUACGUUUUAAAUUUGACUUGAACCAAUGUACAUCAGGAGCUAAAAAGUUUAAUUUGACCGUAAUUGAAAUUUCUCAAAAUAAAAAUAAAUUUCCAUUCACCAAUGAAGUCGAAAUUGACUGUCAAAAAUCUACGUAA
Molecule: messenger RNA, 363 nt
Organism: Cotesia congregata
Lineage: Eukaryota; Metazoa; Arthropoda; Insecta; Hymenoptera; Braconidae
Source: the annotation of a GenBank genome assembly